Metschnikowia bicuspidata var. bicuspidata NRRL YB-4993 is the source of this 222-nucleotide messenger RNA. RefSeq lists its product as uncharacterized. Lineage: Eukaryota; Fungi; Ascomycota; Pichiomycetes; Serinales; Metschnikowiaceae. The transcript has a single exon. Bases 1 to 222 code for a protein of 73 amino acids. The record is from RefSeq and is a predicted model, not a curated record.
AUGUCGAUUCCUGAAAGUCCCCAGAAUCCCGGACCUUUCCCUGCGCAACACGGAUACGUGGAUGUGCAAGCCAAGACGCACAAAUACAAGGACGAGCCCACGGCCUUGCCCGGCCAGCCAUCUAAGGCGCAGCAGUUCAUCAGCUCUAAAACGGACCGGCAGCACCAAAAGAAGUACGGCAAGAAAGCCCUCAAUUUCCUCAUGAAGACGUUGUGCAAGUGA